This is a messenger RNA of Opisthorchis viverrini, 1226 nucleotides long. RefSeq lists its product as hypothetical. The annotation marks the transcript as partial. The record is from RefSeq and is a predicted model, not a curated record. The transcript is spliced from 4 exons. Gene Ontology annotation, cellular component: microprocessor complex. Gene Ontology annotation, molecular function: double-stranded RNA binding; heme binding; identical protein binding. Gene Ontology annotation, biological process: primary miRNA processing. Lineage: Eukaryota; Metazoa; Platyhelminthes; Trematoda; Opisthorchiida; Opisthorchiidae.
UUAGAGGGUGUAAUAAACCUGACUGGCAAGUCGUUUGUGUGUAUUCUCCACGAGUACUGUCAAACUGUGAUCCGCUCUCCACCAACCUAUCAGACAGUAGUACUGGAAAAUGAGAAGAAUCCAUACAAAUUAACCGUGCUGAUAGGCGGGACACCAUAUGCGACCGGUGUCGGACGGAGCAAAAAACAAGCACGACUGGAAGCCGCUCGCAAUGCCUUAUCUCGGUUGAUACCCGAUUUCGAUAAAAUCGUUGGUUCACACAAUCCAACUAACGGUCCUACAGUGGCCUCUGAACGUGACUUGCAGCUGUUUGACGGAGUCUCUAUUACUGAUCCACGACUUUAUGAAAUGUCCGUUCGAAUGGCUUUCCCCACCCCACACAACUGCCUCGUGGAGUGUCUCAGCCGGAAUUGUGUACCUGAGAGUGAUCUGAAAGCCAAUAUGAUGUCGCAAGGUCGUAGUAAACACUUCUUCACAUUGCAGUUACGAGAACAUUCCAUAAAGGUCCCGUGUAGGAACAAGCGAGAAGGUCGACAUCUGGCAGCACAGCAUUUGCUCGCUCGACUGCAUCCGGAGAUAACUUCUUGGGGCGGUAUUUUGCGGAUUUACGGACCCGGUACCAAGCCUGAUAAACGCGGUGAAUUAGAAACUAUUCAAGGAGCACAAAAUCAGGAAAAGUCUGCAGUCAAGACGAGUUUGAUUCGAUUGUUGAAAACUAAGAUGCGGGAACUGGCUGAUCAGUGGGAGAAGGGUGGACAGAACAUUCAUCACAAGGGAAAAUUCAUCGUAUCUGCGGACAAUUUACCUGUCGUAACAUUCCAUCCGGAUUCCCAAACCGACAUUUACGGGUCAGUCCCGGCGCCAUCCUCCCCAUCACCGCCGACACUGUCGCCUUCCACCAAGGACUGACGAGUAGGCCUUAGCUGCGCUGUUGGCAGUCCUUGUUAUUUUUUCUAAACGCCAUUUACCGGCGGCUCUGUUCUCGUUCACUAUGCGCUUUUUAUGGCCGAGGAAGCAUUUACUCUGGUUUGUCACCCACUGAACACUUAUUGCAUUUGUCCUUACCAGUGGAUUAGAUAUCACUUUCAAUGCUAUUCUCUUCUGAUUGUGAUGAUCACUCUAUCAAAAAUUGGCGUUUUAGGUUGCCAGUUGUGCUUUCUAGCUUCCUGCCUGGUUGUUUGGCCGAUCCUAAAGAUCUCGGAAGUUAUACGUGUGUCUAAGUUGUC